Lotus japonicus is the source of this 1372-nucleotide messenger RNA. Its product is annotated as mitochondrial uncoupling protein 5. The record is from RefSeq and is a predicted model, not a curated record. Gene Ontology annotation, molecular function: sulfate transmembrane transporter activity; thiosulfate transmembrane transporter activity; succinate transmembrane transporter activity. The transcript has a single exon. The coding region runs from base 274 to 1248 and encodes 324 amino acids. Gene Ontology annotation, biological process: mitochondrial transport; succinate transmembrane transport; phosphate ion transmembrane transport. NCBI's taxonomy places the organism in Eukaryota, Viridiplantae, Streptophyta, Magnoliopsida, Fabales, Fabaceae. Gene Ontology annotation, cellular component: mitochondrial membrane.
UCUCACAAUUUCUCCACACCAAAACCAAACACACCAUAGCAUAUGUCUCAAAGGCCCAACGUUCCACACUCUUCCUCCAUAGCCUGUGGCCUCCAUUCCCAUCUCCUGGUUUCCAGUGAGAUGUCCUCUAACUCCAACUGGUCCUAUACAAUCAUCCCCCAUUAAUUUCAGUCCUUUUUCUUUUCAUUCUUUCAAAAAACACCCCUAAUUAGCUACCAAUUUCUUCAACUCUCUUUUACUCUUUCCUCAUUCUCUAAGAAAAAAACCACCACAAUGGGCCUUAAAGGUUUCGCAGAAGGAGGCAUCGCUUCCAUCAUCGCCGGUUGCUCCACCCACCCUCUAGAUCUCAUCAAGGUCCGCAUGCAGCUCCAGGGUGAAGCCAACGCUGCCCCUAAACCGGUUCAACAACUCCGACCCGCUCUCGCCUUCCAAAACGGUUCAACCAUCCACGUGGCGGCGCAUCCACAUUCUCCUCCGCCGCCGCCGAUGCCACAACCCCGCGUGGGCCCCAUUUCUGUUGGCGUCCGUCUUGUUCAACAAGAAGGCCUCCGCGCACUCUUCUCCGGCGUCUCCGCCACCGUCCUCCGUCAGAUGCUGUACUCCACCACCCGCAUGGGCCUCUACGACAUCCUCAAGCAGAAGUGGUCCAACGGCGGAAACAUGCCGCUCUCACGCAAGAUCGAGGCCGGACUCAUCGCCGGUGGAAUCGGCGCCGCUGUUGGCAACCCCGCCGACGUCGCCAUGGUGCGAAUGCAGGCCGACGGGAGGCUCCCGGCGGCGCAGCGCCGGAACUACUCAUCUGUAGUCGACGCCAUCACCAGGAUGGCGAAGCAGGAGGGAGUCACCAGCCUCUGGCGCGGUUCAUCGCUGACUGUGAACCGCGCGAUGCUGGUGACGGCGUCGCAGCUGGCGUCGUACGACCAGUUCAAGGAGAUGAUUCUGGAGAAGGGUUUGAUGCGUGACGGGCUUGGGACCCACGUGACGGCGAGUUUCGCGGCGGGGUUUGUGGCGGCGGUUGCGUCGAACCCGGUUGAUGUGAUUAAGACGAGGGUGAUGAACAUGAAGGUGGAGCCUGGGGCGGAGCCGCCGUACGCCGGCGCGUUGGACUGUGCCUUGAAGACUGUGCGUGCUGAGGGACCCAUGGCUCUCUAUAAGGGAUUCAUACCUACAAUUUCUAGGCAGGGACCCUUCACCGUGGUGCUGUUCGUGACAUUGGAACAGGUCCGCAAGAUGUUCAAGGAUUACUAGAUUGAUGAUGAUGACGAAGAAUUGAAUGAAUGUUUACUAUGUUUACUUUUCAAUAAGCUCUGCAUUUUGUUUUAGAAAAAUAUUAGUACUUAUAUUAUUAAUCAAAUUAAGGUUGUUGUUCUUA